ACAAUUAUCUAUGCAAGGGCGAUCUGUUUUGCCGACUCCUCUCGAGACCAAACAGUGGCGCGCAAACGGGCAUUAUGGUCAGAAGUCGUGCAUGGACCUCUAUUUGUGAAUAGGAGAACAACCCCUGUUCUUUUUGGACCGCCGGCUGGACGAAAAUCGGAGGAGGAUCGAAUUAGUCGGCGUUUUCCCCUCUGAGAUAGCUCGCGCUAGAGAAUACAGUCGGCUUCGACCAUGGAAACUUUCAUCCUGGAGGAAGGCUCUAAAGGGCAGCUGACCGAUGAUCUAACCGGAGGACCCCAAAUAGUUAGCGCUGAUGGAGUCACCUACCGAGUUGUCCAGGUGUCGACGGAAGGGGCCGCCGUCUCUGAGGGAACCAGUGUCCAGCUGGUCGGCGGGAACGGUGUGACCUUUCAAAAUGGCGAAGUUUCUACAACUUCUGCACCUUUCUACGUCAUGAUGAGUUCGGAACCCACAGAAAACGUUAUAACGACAACUCCACCUCGGAUAAUCGUCCCAUCGAAAACCAGUCCCGGUAGCCACCCAGCCCCUCGUAUAACCAAAACAGCGCGAGAUGAGCGUCGACGCGCCACGCACAAUGAGGUCGAACGGAGACGGCGAGAUAAAAUCAAUCUAUGGAUUAUGCGUCUCAGCCGUAUCAUACCCGACUGUCGGAAUUCUGAGGUAGCGGUGACGACGGCCUCGGCGAAAAAUCAAACUUUGCAAUCCAAAGGCGGAAUUCUUAGUAAAGCAUAAGAGACUUGACUUCAUGGAAUCCGACAAGCUUCCAAUUUUCAAUUGAAAACUGACAGCAGCAUCGCGUAGUGACGAGAUGAUAUGGCAGCGGCUAGUCUCAAAUGUUCCGUUCGCUAAGGCUCAAUGCCCUCUAGAUAGUCCACAGGUGGCAAGUCGGCAGGAUAAUCGAAUCCUCCAAACUGACGACGAGUCAGGAUUGUACAUAACGCGAACAACGAAGUUUCCACUGCGAGAAAUACCUGAAUUGUUCAUUUCUAAGGACAUCUCUCUUUUUCCGAUUCGACCGGGCGGGAUUGCCAUCGAUGUUCGUCUCCUCGGAACAGGAAUAGAUUUUGUGAAAAUGCGCAUGCAGGUCGCUCAAAUUCACCGUCGAGAUCUGGAAUCACAGCCGAUCUUCAAAACUGCGAUCGAGUCUAUCAGGCCCAGAGAGCCAUCAGACGCUUCAGACCGUGUGAUAUGAGAGGAUUCUUGUUCACCGAUGGAAGUCUUGGGAGACGGACUCGAGACGGAAAAUCGAGAAAUAGGUAGUGAGAGAGGGAGAUUCCCCCUGUCAUGUGAUAUUGAGUUGAAACGCGAUUAGGGACAGAUGCACCGAGUCCACACUAUCAACUGGAAAUUGCGUCGAUCAUUUUUUGCAACAAGGCUUCCCGAAUUCCGAGUAGUGACUAAGUGACUCUUUGGACUUACUGCUGGGAGCUUCCGUCAUGAAAGACAUAUCGGCUGCGCGAUUUGAUUUAGCUCACCAACGAGUAACGACCGGCUUGACUGUAUUAAAAUCUAGGGCCUAGUUGUGAUUUACAAGACUCUGUGUGCAUGGUAAAGGUUGCAGGAAAUUCCAAGGAACUAAUA
Galendromus occidentalis (western predatory mite) is the source of this 1602-nucleotide messenger RNA. RefSeq names its product upstream transcription factor usf (gene Usf). The record is from RefSeq and is a predicted model, not a curated record. The transcript is spliced from 5 exons. NCBI's taxonomy places the organism in Eukaryota, Metazoa, Arthropoda, Arachnida, Mesostigmata, Phytoseiidae. Gene Ontology annotation, molecular function: DNA-binding transcription factor activity, RNA polymerase II-specific; protein dimerization activity; RNA polymerase II cis-regulatory region sequence-specific DNA binding. Gene Ontology annotation, biological process: regulation of transcription by RNA polymerase II. Bases 232 to 753 code for a protein of 173 amino acids.